AUGACGAUCGACCUGCUCGCGCCGAUGUUUGGACCGCAUCCCCAGCAACGCACGGAAAGGGGCGCCAAGCGGAGCAACAAGGCGCGGAUCAACUGGAAUGCUGUCAUCACAUACAUCGACGGGGUGCAACAAAAGGAGGCGGAGCACGCGGAACUGCGACGGCGGGAAGCGAAGCUACGAGCAGAGUUUGCGGAUCGAUUCCCGAGCGAUAUCUCACCAGUGUCAAAGUACGAGUCACCAGUCCGACACCGCAUCGAGCUCAAGCCGGGAGCGAAGAAGCCGAACUUGAAGGGUUAUCGCACACCGCACCGUUAUCGAACAGCAUGGAAAUGA
Microbotryum saponariae is the source of this 333-nucleotide messenger RNA. The record is from the annotation of a GenBank genome assembly. Lineage: Eukaryota; Fungi; Basidiomycota; Microbotryomycetes; Microbotryales; Microbotryaceae.